This is a messenger RNA of Cyanidioschyzon merolae strain 10D, 507 nucleotides long. RefSeq names its product cyclophilin. The transcript has a single exon. The record is from RefSeq and is a predicted model, not a curated record. NCBI's taxonomy places the organism in Eukaryota, Rhodophyta, Bangiophyceae, Cyanidiales, Cyanidiaceae. Bases 1 to 507 code for a protein of 168 amino acids. Gene Ontology annotation, biological process: protein folding; protein peptidyl-prolyl isomerization. Gene Ontology annotation, molecular function: peptidyl-prolyl cis-trans isomerase activity.
AUGCCGAACCCACGUGUGUAUCUCGAUAUAGAAAUCAACAAAAGCCCUGCAGGCAAGAUCGUUUGCGAGUUGUUCGCUGAUACCGUGCCGAAGACAGCUGAAAACUUCCGGCAGUUCUGUACGGGAGAGUCGAAAAAGGCGGCAGGGGGAAGCUACGAAGGGUGUCCUUUCCAUAGGAUCAUUCCCGGUUUCAUGAUGCAAGGCGGAGACUACGAGAGAAAGAACGGCACUGGAGGGCGGAGCAUCUACGGUGGCAAGUUUCCGGACGAGAACUUUACGCAUCGGCACACCGGACGGGGGUUGCUCUCCAUGGCAAAUGCAGGCAAGGACACGAAUGGUAGCCAGUUUUUCAUCACGUUCGCGCAAACGCCUUGGCUUGACGGGAAGCACGUCGUUUUUGGGAAAGUUGUUGAAGGGCUCGAGGUCCUUGACAAGGUCGAGGCUGUAGGGAGUCGCUCGGGGACACCCACCGCAAGUGUGGUGAUCGCAUCCUGUGGCCAGCUGUGA